GUCAUCGUGACACUACCGGCGAAUGAACCCAGCAAGACGUUUAAAAUUACAUUAACAGCGCAAUCUCCCACUGAACAACAAUUAUUGCAGCGAUGGACAUGAACUUCGGCACCCUAUUAGAUUUGGACCGCGGUCAACCCGACUUGGAACCAACGUCAGGUAACUCGUCAGUCCCGACCACGGCACCCGUCGUCACCGUGUCCAGCAGUACGCUUUCAGACUUGCCACCGGCCACGCCGUAUCCGCAGAACAUGAACGCUCAUCUCCACGGCUAUGACAACGUGGUGUCCAGUUACAGCAGCUAUUGCAAUAGCACGUUCGAUCCGUACUAUGCGCAGGCUUUCGCUCCGCUGCCGCCUUACACAGACAUAAGAAAUGCUGUCCCUCUACCUCAGCCGCAGGGACCGCAAGCGGGUGCAAGAAAGAGGGAAAAACAAAAGCGCCAGAGAACGGCGUAUUCAAGCGAACAGUUAAUGCAUUUGGAGGAGUCGUUCACGGCCAAUCAAUAUUUAAACAGGGCCCGGAGGAUAGAUUUGGCACGGACACUGAGACUCACGGAAAGGCAAAUAAAAAUAUGGUUUCAAAACAGGCGCAUGAAAGAGAAGAAAUCUAAAAGAGAUUCCGGUCAAGUUGAAUCGACGAGUGGCGGCAGUACGGUGUGCGCACCGGCCGGGCCCGGCUCAGGCGGCUCUCUCACGCCCAAAAUGCUCCGAUACAGUCCGACCAGUUCGUACUCCACGUCAUCUCCGCCAAUCCAACUCAUCGAACAACAACCGCAGGGUCCAUCCACCACACUGCAUCACUAUUCAUACGCACCCGACAUGUACGCGUGCCAGAUACCGCCGCCGCCGCCGUCUUACGAACAGGCCGUCAUGCACGAUCAGAUGCCGUGGUACAACACAGAAGCGGGCCUAUGAUGUCUAUCCGUUUGCUCUCAUUUCCGUCCCACUGACAGCUGCCCGGCAUCCGGCGAGCGCUUCUCCUUAGCCAGCCUAUGCGACGAGCUUCCGACGAGAACAGUCAAACACCAUUGACGAAACCAGUCACGCCCGAAGCUCGCCCCAUCGGACAGUUUUCGUAUGUUUCAUGGAGAAUAGCUCGCCGAGUACGAGCGUCAUGCAAUCAUUUUUGGAAAAUAUGUGCUUAUAAUUAAAUUUUAUUUUGUACUAUUUUAACUUUAGUACAUGUUUUCCACUCGGAGAUUAUUGGCGGAU
This is a messenger RNA of Daktulosphaira vitifoliae (grape phylloxera), 1214 nucleotides long. Its product is annotated as homeobox protein Hox-A3-like. Gene Ontology annotation, biological process: regulation of DNA-templated transcription. Gene Ontology annotation, molecular function: DNA-binding transcription factor activity, RNA polymerase II-specific; DNA binding. The coding region runs from base 93 to 917 and encodes 274 amino acids. The transcript has 4 exons. NCBI's taxonomy places the organism in Eukaryota, Metazoa, Arthropoda, Insecta, Hemiptera, Phylloxeridae. The record is from RefSeq and is a predicted model, not a curated record.